Molecule: messenger RNA, 1412 nt
Organism: Oppiella nova
Lineage: Eukaryota; Metazoa; Arthropoda; Arachnida; Sarcoptiformes; Oppiidae
Source: the annotation of a GenBank genome assembly
ACACAAACAACAGUUGAUUUGCUUUCUAUUAAAAGUGCGUCUCUUUUGUCAAAACACAACAAACGAAGACAACAAUCACAGCGAUGGGCAUCUCGUGCGGCGCCACUCUCAUCAAGUAUCUCCUCUUCCUCUUCAACGUCUUAUGGCUCCUGUUGGGCGGAGUCGUGCUGUGGCUCGGCUUCAAGAUCGCCAUUUGGAGCGGAGAUCUGCACGACGUCUACGAAAACAACCUGAAGACAGGCGCCAUUGUGGUGCUGGCGGCCGGAUUCCUCAUCUUCGUGCUCGCAUUCCUCGGCUGCUGCGGAGCCAUCAAACAGAACUCCUGUAUGCUCUCAACGUACGGCGGACUGAUCCUCAUUCUGGUGGUCCUGCAGUGCGUCGGCGCGUACUUUGUUCUCCGCGAUAAAGGAAAGAUCCAGGACGAGAUAAAGGGUGCGAUUCGCACGGAGUUCGAUAAGUGGAACCGUUCGCCGUCCGACGACGUGGCGAAAACCAUUCAGUUGUUCCAGAAGACGUUCGAGUGCUGCGGAGUCACCGGACAGACGGAUUUCACGACGCCUGAACUGCCGGAGAGUUGUUGCGACAAAUGGUCGAAAGGCGACUCCCCUCAGGCCAAGUGCCAGCGCUCGCAGAUCAAGUGGACGCAGGGCUGCGCCGACAAACUCGAGAANUUGUUGACCGCUUUUCCAACGGUCUAUAAAUCGCGUGAUUUUCGCGAAUUUCAAUUCAAAUCCAUCGCAACAAUGCUCUUCUCGCGACUCCUUUGGCCGCUAUUUCUCGCGCUUCUGGUCUUCGAAACGGCUUUUUGUCAAGUCGACGAAAAGGUGUCUUCAGAGGACAGCGCGAGACAACAAAGACGGCAAAAACACCGCCGAAAACGGUUUCGAAAGCGACAACCCUUUCAGCCAAUGAACGGCCGUCCCGUCGGCGCUCAGCCAAUCACCGGUAAGUGCGGGAAACGCCUUCUCAACGCCUUUCUAUGGCUUUGUUUGGCCAGAAAUGGGCGCAAACGGCACUCCUUUGGACGCGAUGGCGAAUCCGGCGAUGAGUUCUUCGGCGGGAAACCCGAUGGCGGUCUUCGAGAGUCUGUUCGCGACUCCGAUGCAAAUGUUUGGACCUCUCUUUUCUCAACUCUUCGCGCAAUUCGGUUGAGAAGUCAGCGGCGUGUGAAGGCCAGUCAGGAGCUCAGGAGAGAAGAGCUCGGAGAAGAGCUCAGAAGAGAAGAUUUGAGCUCCCCACUUCUCGCUCUCAAUGCCAACGCCAACGCCUCCCUCCCGCCCACCAGAAGCACGCCCUCCGCGGCACCCGACGUGACGUCACGACCGGUGGUGACGGACGACGACGAAGACGACGAGAAGCGCCGCCAACUGCGCGACAAAGACGUGAAGAGAACCGGAAAUCGGUUUUUGUGA